This is a messenger RNA of Heterocephalus glaber (naked mole-rat), 2891 nucleotides long. RefSeq names its product cysteinyl leukotriene receptor 2 (gene Cysltr2). Lineage: Eukaryota; Metazoa; Chordata; Mammalia; Rodentia; Bathyergidae. Gene Ontology annotation, biological process: G protein-coupled receptor signaling pathway. Gene Ontology annotation, molecular function: leukotriene receptor activity. Gene Ontology annotation, cellular component: plasma membrane. The record is from RefSeq and is a predicted model, not a curated record.
CAGCCUGAUUCAGCGUGUUCUGUGGGACAACCCUGCUGAGUGUCUUUAUUUCUUCUUUUCAUCUGUGGGAUACUUUUGCUGGAUAUAGAACUCUAGGUUGGAAGGACUUUUCUUUCAGUAUUUGAGGACUGUCAUGCCAUUUCUUUCUGCUCUCCAUAGUUGCUGAUGAGAAAUCUGCUGCACAGUAGAUUCAGGCUGUAGCUCUAACAGAAGGCACUCAUGUGAACAUGUCCACAAGGCCAAAUGUUUCUCAAGUUUCGGACUCCAGCUUUAGGCAAAUAAAUUAUUGGUUAUUCUACAUUUUAUAAAUUAGGAAAUAUAAUGCAAUAUGAACUCUUAAACAACAUUUUUCAACUAAAGUUUCAAAGUUUGAAAAUUUUUCCCUGGUUCAUUAAAACCCAGAAAGAUAGAUAAUCUAUGCACAGGAAGGAAAAAGGAAAUGUGCAAAAUAACUUUUUGUGUCUGUUUCUUUUUAACCCUUCUCUAGCCAACUCCAUAUCAGAAAUGGAACCAAACAACAGCAGCAAGAACUGCAUGAUUGAAAGCUUCAAGAAAGAAUUUUACCCAAUUGUAUACCUGACAAUAUUUGUCUGGGGAGCCUUGAGAAAUGGCUUGUCAUUUUAUGUUUUCCUGCAGACUUAUGAGAAAUCCACAUCUGCGAAUGUUUUCAUGCUCAACCUGGCCAUCUCAGAUCUCCUAUUCACAAGCACUCUGCCCUUCAGGGCUCACUACUACUUGAACAGCUCCAACUGGAUAUUUGGAGACCUAGCAUGCAGAAUUAUGUCUUAUUCCUUAUAUGUCAACAUGUGCACCAGCAUUUAUUUCCUAACUGUGCUGAGUGUUGUGCAUUUCCUGGCCACUAUUCACCACCUCCAGCUUCUCCAUGACACCAGCUUUAGAAGUGCUUGGACCCUAUAUGGGAUCAUAUGGAUCUUUAUCAUGGCUUCUGCAGCAAUGCUUCUGAAGAGUGGUUCUGAGCUGAAGAACAAUAUCACAACAUGCUUGGAGUUGGAUUCUCAGAAGCUUGGUAAGCUGUUGAUCAUGAACCACAUUGCCUUGGUGGUAGGCUUCCUGCUGCCAUUCUUCACUCUCAGCAUUUGUUACCUGCUGGUCAUUCGGGUCCUGUUAAAGGUGGAGAUCCCAGAGUCAAAUUUGCGAGCUUCUCAUAGGAAAGCACUGACCACCAUCAUCAUUGCCUUGAUCAUCUUCCUCCUGUGUUUCCUGCCUUAUCAUACACUGAGGACCCUCCACCUGAUCACAUGGAACAAGGAUUCAUGUGGAGAUGGACUGCAUAAAGCUGUGGUUAUCACAUUGGCCAUGGCAGCAGCCAAUAGUUGCUUCAAUCCUUUUCUCUAUUACUUUGCUGGGGAGAAUUUCAAGGAUAAGUUGAGGGCUGUAUUCACAAAAGAUCAUCUGCAGAAGGCAAAGACAAAGUGUAGCUUUCCUAUUUGUGUGUGGCUGAAAACAGAAACAAGACAGUAAGGAGUUAAUAGGUAAAACUUGUUUAUAUAGCUUAUGUCCUUCAUUCACUCAUAUCUCCAAAUUACUUUGUAUUUGCAUCAUUCCCAACAGAAGUCGAUCCCCAAAAUUCAACUGACCAUGACUUCCAUUAAUAAGGCCCACUUUAGAAAUUUCACUGGGUAUAUUUUCAGUAAUAGAGACUCAACGAGGGAUGUAGUAGGAAAAAAAUCCCUACUAGAGUCCUGCAUGCUAAAUGUCAGAUUGGGGGCAAAUGUCAAGCACAGUGGAUCCUGCUUUUCACCAGAUUCUGUACCAGAUCUCUAACCUAUUGAACAUUUUAAAUUCUUAACUUUAAGACAUUCCCAACUUCCCUAGUUCCUCUUUCCUACUAAAUACCUCGAGAUACAGAUAAUUAAUAUACCUACUAGAGGCCCAAGUGGAGAUAAAAAGCACAUACUAAGAAUUCAGGAGAAGAACUUAACUGUGGAGAGGGAAGGCUGCCCUGUAACAAAGUAGGUCAAGACCCAAACAGGAACAGUGAGAGAGAAGGGGAAGAAAGAUUAAGGCAAGAGAGGACUAAUGGUAAAUGGCUGAAAAGAGAAACUUCAUUUUGCCUUAGGAGUUUUCUCUAACACAUUGAAAUCAAGAAUGUUCCCUUUGGCUCUUUUUUUGCCAGGGGUUGGAAAGGACAGGAAGAAGGGCCAGGCUAUGUGUGUGUAUGUGUAAGUAGAGGGGCUAGGGCACUGACCUAGGGAAUGAAGGAAUUGUGUAUGGAAUAGGGAGAAAAGAUAGUCAUGUAUCUCGAUUUUACCUUGAGCCUUGAGUUUGGAGUGACAUCACUGAAGUCUUCACUUUUGCCCAUUAAUCCAUCAGGAUGGAGACCAGAAUAAAGGAGGAGGCUCUGUUGAUUUGGUUGGGAACUCAGGGGAAAUGUAGGGUGAAGAGCAAUUUGCAGAGAUUGUAGAACCCCUGAAAUUCUAUUAGGAUUCAGCAGAACAUGAAUAAAGGAUGCAAGAAAAGCACCUGAUAAUGGGAGUUGUUCUUGUCUGUCCACUGAAAGAAGGCUAAGGAUAUUACCAUUGACUACCACCGUGAUUACUGUACUGCCUACAAUUGAGUGAUCUCCUUGGUCUAGGGAGACUGUGCCAGACUCUUUACGUCCAUUAAUCCCACCAUACCCUCACACUUAAGCUCUAGGGGAGUUUUCAUUUCACAGAUGAAGAAAAGGAAGCUCAGAGAAAUUAAGAAAUGUGUUUGAGUUCACACUUUCAGUAAGAGCUUUAAAAACUUCCAUGUAGAAAUAUUGACUGGGUGUUCUCCUCGUUGAUUAGUUGAUUUAUUGAUUAAUAUUUCUUGAGAAACUUCAGGAGCAGUGGUUGAAAGCAUGAGUAAGAGCUUCCCUCUCCCACUAGGGAUAGUUUCCUCCUCAU